AGAGGUCGAGAGAGAUAGAGGGAGGAUUGAGAGAACGAAAAGAGAAAAAAUUAUAUUUGGUGGAUGUGAUCUGAAGGGAGCGUGGUGGAACAGGGUGACCAAGCUGAACCACGACGAGAACGCUCAAGACUCCUUGGCUGACGACAGUUACUGACUGGACUGUUAACUUGCGAUAAAGAAGCAUGGACCUUGAUGUAGAGGGGAUUAUCCGGUGUAUCAGACAGGGGGAUGAGGGUGGUGUUGAGACCAUACUCCAGGCCUUCAACAGAGAGUAUGCUCAGUGUUUCUUCUACGAUGCAGAGGAGAGGAACAGGAGAAAACAAAGAGAACUUGAGGAGUUCAGAAAGAACAAAGUCCGUGAUUACGAGGACGACUCCGACUCCGACUGUGACGACAGUAUGGAGGACCAUAACAUCGUCCUCCGACAGAGUUUGACUACUGUCCUGAUGCGGUACAUCCAAGCAGAGACCCAACCUGGGGGCCUCAGAGUCUGUCUACGCACCCUACGGAUCCUCUCCAGGGACAAAAAGGUUUUGACCCCCCUGCUCAGCGACUCUGCCAUCCUCACCCUGGCCAAACUUGCCGGUGUGACGACAAACACGGCGCCCGAGGACGGCAACAACGACCUCGACUCCGACCUAUACGAGGACGUCAUGGCAACGCUCAUGGAGGCCAAAGCGGCAUGGCUGGAGAGUGGCCAGGGAUGCGACGGCAAGGAGGAGCAGGAGGAGGGGGAGGAGGAGGGGGAGGAGGGGUGCUGCGCUGAGGGCGGGGCAGACGAUGCAGAGAGCAACGUGAGCAACACUAACAGCGGUGAACGGGACGGCAGCGGGGAGCACGAUAGCCGGAGCGGCAGCCCCCACAGCAGCCGACGCUCCGGGGUCCACGCAGCACUCGCCAGGGGAAAGAAGGACCGCAGACAGAGCAGAGUAGAGAAGAAGAUAAGGGAGGGGGAGGAGGAGGAGGGGGAGGAGGGGGAGGAGGAAGGGGAGGAGGUGGCGCAGAGGAAAGAGGCGCUGAAGAUUCUGUGUAACGUGGUUUACAACAGCAUCUGGGCACAGGAGAGGUUUAGCAGUCUCAGGAUCUUAUCAGGUGUUUUAGACAGAGUGGCCAAGGGCACCAACAUGCCAGCGCCCCCCAGUGGACAGUUCUAUGAACUACGACUGCUGUUUCUGCUCACGGCUCUGAGACCAGAGCUGAGAGCUCAGCUCCACAGGAGGGCGGGGGUGUCGGUGCUGACCACAGCCCUGGAGCACUGUCUGUGUGUGCAGUGGAAGACUCAGUACGAGGUGCUGCUGGAUCCCACAGCGCCCCCUGUCCCCCAGGAGGCGUACCAGCGGGCAGUGGAGAUACUCAAGGUCCUCUUCAACAUCACUUACUGCACCCACAGACUGGAGCCCGACCAGGAAGAUGCAGCUCUAUAUCGCCACCUGGUGGCUGUGCUGCGCUUCUGUCUGAUGCAGCCCUGCGAAGAGCAGGAGGACACGAACAACCUGCAGGGCCACACGGUGAACCUGCUCUCUGCGCUGCCCCUCCCGUGUCUGGAUGUGCUGCUGGCCGUGCCUCUGGAGCCCCACUCCCUGCAGAGCCAGGGGGUCAACAUGGACUGUGUCCACGCACUGAUGCUUGUCAUGGAGAGACGCCUGGACAGUGGUGAGAAGGUCAAGGAGAAGCUGACCCCUAUACUGAACCUGCUGACUGAGAGCUGCAGGGCCCACAGGGAGACUCGUCUCUACCUCCGCACCCACAUCCUGCCUCCCCUGCGCGAUGCCAGCCUCCGGCCAGAAGAGGGGUCCACUGUGAAGAGCAAGUUGAUCAGGCUGAUGACCCACAUGGACACCGACCUGAAGCACUGUGCUGCCGAUCUCAUCUUCGUACUGUGCAAGGAGAACGUGAGCCGCUUCGUCAAGUACACGGGAUACGGCAACGCGGCGGGGCUCCUGGCCACCAGGGGGCUCCUGGGAGGUCAGAGGUCAAAGUGCACAGGAGGCCAGUACUCCAGCGACUCAGACUCAGACACCGAGGAGUACCGCCAGGUCAAAGGUCGGGUCAACCCGGUGACAGGGCGCGUGGAGGAGGAGCUGCCAGAUCCCAUGGAGGGGAUGACGGAGGAGGAGAAAGAGGAGGAGGCGCAAAGGCUGGUGAUGCUGUUCAACAAGCUGACCAGGGACAACAUCUUCCAGCCAAUGGGAGUGGAUGCUGAGGGUAAGCUGGUGCCGAUGGCGUGUCCGGGAGAUAGCCUAUCAGAGGAGAGAGAGUCUGGUGCAGAGAGCGACGACCUAGACAACGUAGAGGAGUAGCGUCUGUAGGACACGCUGUUUGUCUACAUGAUACACAUAGAGCUCCAUCUAGUCUAGUGUAUAUAUAUUUCUACACUUUAAAAUGUUUGGUUUAUUGGCUUUUUGAGUCGGAGGAGAACAGCUUUGGUGACAAUGUUAGAUUACGGAAUGAAAAAAUGUCAGUUCCAAAUUUACGUUUUGUGAUGUUGUUUUACAUUUACUUCUGUUUUAUUUCCUUAAUGCUUAAUUAUGAAUGAAGAUUACAGAACACCCUUGAUAUAAUUAAUUAAGAGUUCAGA
Molecule: messenger RNA, 2578 nt
Organism: Hypomesus transpacificus
Lineage: Eukaryota; Metazoa; Chordata; Actinopteri; Osmeriformes; Osmeridae
Product: synembryn-A
Exons: 14
Coding region: 183-2300 (705 amino acids)
Biological process (GO): G protein-coupled receptor signaling pathway
Cellular component (GO): plasma membrane; cytoplasm
Molecular function (GO): G-protein alpha-subunit binding; guanyl-nucleotide exchange factor activity
Source: RefSeq, a predicted model, not a curated record